AUGAAGCAAGUCCGUUUGCUCCACUUGCAGAAGCAGGUGGCACCCAAGGUUGCGCCUGCUGGACCUCUUCGUCGGAUCGUUUUCGGAAAUCUUCCCGAGUGGGCAAACAUAUCCAGCGUCCUGCAGCUCGUCUACAGUGGUGCUAGCGAACGCGCUUGGAGCGAGAGUGGCGAAGUCAUCAUGCACUUUGUUGAACAAGAUGACUGCAUUAAAUACUAUGAGAACCGCUCCGAAGACAUCAAGCUAAAGGAUGGUGACGACGAACUCACCAUUUCUGUUACUAUGCCCGAAGAGGGCCUGCAGGAUAAUGCCGAGCUUCCGAAGCGUGUCGAAGAGGGUGAGAUCCAACGCGCUUAG
Molecule: messenger RNA, 357 nt
Organism: Penicillium samsonianum
Lineage: Eukaryota; Fungi; Ascomycota; Eurotiomycetes; Eurotiales; Aspergillaceae
Exons: 1
Coding region: 1-357 (118 amino acids)
Source: RefSeq, a predicted model, not a curated record